AUGUCCGGCUCCAGCUCGGGCGCCAGCAUGGCCUCUCCACCUCGCAAAGCCAAACCAGCUUCAGACGUGCGACAGACGCAACGGCGCUGGGUGCAGCUGAUCGACGAAUGGCACUCGCGCACCGAAGCCACACCGUCAUCGCGUGAUGAAUUGGUCGAACAGAUCACGCACCACGCCGAACUCCUCUGUCGCACCGUCAAAGACCGAGUCUGGCUACUGGAUGCCUUCCAUCUCGCGAUCGAUGCCGUCCUUUUUCCUUCUCGCCUGCCCGAAGUGGACGACGAGAGCGCAGAGCUGUCGCGAAUCGAAACGCUCGGUCAGUGGCUGCUGCAGCAGGCGAAUCGAGAGGUUGCCCUUCCACGCCUGCGCGAGUUACAGGAGACACACGCAGAGCCUGCACAGGUCGAAGCGGCAAAAGCGCAGCUGGAAGAGUGGGUGCAGCUGUCGAGGCGCCUAGCGACGUACGAGCGGCUGCGGGGAAUGCAGUCGAUGCUCGGCCUCCCCCCCUUGCCGAUGCCGCUGGUAUUGCAGCAGUCGACACCAACGCUGCUGCUGUGUUUGGCAUCCCUCCCGCACGCCGCGACCAUUCUAGGCCAGCUGUUGAGGGGUAAUCCCUCGUUGGAGGAUGAUUCGGCUCCGGCGAGAUUAGCCAUCCUCAAACAGCUGCUAGUAGGCGCAGGGAGCAGAGAGCACUAUGCACAGCUUGCGGAGUACGGGCUGCUCAUCGGCUGGAAGAAUGGUCACGAAUUCUGCGUCUGGGCUAAUCCAGCACGCGGAAACGAGGUGCAGUUGGACGAGCUGAUCACGUUUUACAGUGAUAUUUUGGAACAAUUGCGGGAGACGGGAGGCGUUGAGCAGGCGGAGGCGCUGCAAGGUGUGUUGGCUACAGUCUGGCAUGGCGAGGAUGCAAAACAGGCUCUGGAGCGGCUGCGGACCUCCGCCGCGACGCCACUCACUUCUGCACCCACCUUUACGGCUCCAAAGGCUACCGUACAACGCUUCGACCUCGCCACCGUCCAGUCGAUCGCCACUCAGCUCUCGCCCACCAGCAACGACAACAAUGCUCGCCAACAACUUGCCCAACAGCUGCUGGCGUCUCGAGGCGCAGACGAGACCGUGCAGCGUGUGAUCCAGCUCGUCGACACACACGACAGUCUGGCAGUGCGCAGGUUUGCGUUGGACGUCGCUUCUCACGCCCACUCGGUCCCGCUCAUCGCGGCUCUGCUCUACGCCAGACCAGCAGUCGGACACUUCCGGUUGGAUCUCAGUGCUCCGGCUACGCUCUUGGACCACGCUGAGACAGUUCUGGCUCAACUUGACAAGACUGAGCGCAAGAGCGGACAGGGUGAAGGGGCAGGACUGUCCGAUGCGUUGCGCUCAGCACUCGAUCUCGACCCGCACAGCAUCGUGCCUGCUUGCCAGGUACAGCUUAUCACAGGCGCAGGGGACGGGGAUGUGUUGAUGCAGGCUCGAUUGCAUGUCAGCUGGCUACGCGCGGUGAAGGCGCUGGUAGAGGCGCAAACCGAAAAGCCCGUUCUGGAUCUGUGCUGGCUGGCAGCAUAUGCUGGGAACGGAUCUAGUGGGCAGGAUAAGCAGAUGUCGGCGUUCGACGAGCUGCUCGCGUCGUUCGACUCUGCUCAUCCGCCGCCGGGGUCGAUUGGCGGUCGACCGGAUCGCGCGCAGGAUCCGGCACUGCUCAAGUUCCGCGCGACGUGGGUUGCAUUCUUCCACUCGUGUCUCGAGCUCACUGGCGGCGAAACGGUUCCAUUUGCACACGUUGGAAAAGCGUUGGCGGUGGAGAAGCUGCUCUCGCAAGUGCUGCGUACGGGAGAUGUAGAGCUGUUCCGCUCGCUCUCUUACUCCUCCUCUGCCACGGGCGCGCUCUCGCCGUCGAAACUGGAACAGCUCGUGCUGGACGUGUCCACUUUACUGUUCGACCAAGCCACGGUCGCAUCGACGCGCAGCAAAGACAUCCGGCUGUCGCUCGAGGUGCUUUCCGCUCUCCCUGGCGAUUCAGCGCGGGCAAGGAGUCAGCGCGAUUUCAUCGAGGCAGCUUGCAGGUUGUCGUCGUUCAAGAUCAAAUCAAUCGUCCAUCCAGGUCAGCCGAUGGAGCCCAAGGAGAUCCGCGCGACCACGGACAAGAUGGAUCUCGUGGCGAGGUUGUUGGCCACGCAGGGGGAUGCGCAUCGCUCGCCCGAGCUCGUGUUGGAUGUGGCGAAUCGGUUGUGUGGCAUCCAUCUUCCCGCCACCGCCGCCGCCUCCGCAAGUGCGGAUAGGGUGUCAGACAAGACGCUUGUGGAAGCACGAACACUCGCGAUGCUUGCAGACGCAAGCACCGCCGCCGAAGACUUUGAAGACGCCGCCUCGUUCUGCCAGCGUCUCGUCGACCGCGUAGCCGCCGUUCGAAGCCGCGUCGCCACCUCGCCAUCCGCUGCCGAGAUCGUCGAGAUCGCGUGGAAAACGUGCUUCCAGCUCUCGAAGCAUCCGUUGUGGGAAGACACGCCGUCGCGCAUCUCCAUGUUGGCACAUGCAAUGACGCUGUGCCCGCCCACGCAGCUAAACGGGAUGCUGCGACAGUGGCAGACGCUCGACCAGCAGUUGUUGGCUGAGAUCGAGGCGGGUAAGGAGUUUGCGUCCACCAAAACGGCGGCCGCGGGAGGGAUGGGCUGGUUGGGUUCCGGGCCCGGUGGAAGAGGAGGUGUUGGGGACUACAUUAGCGCUCAGACGGCAGCGAGUGUGGGUGCAGGGCUGGUGGGUACGGCUGCGAAUCUGUUGCCACUUUCGUUCAGCCCGCUGUCGUACUUCGGAAAUUCUGCUACCGGCACUGGCACCGGUAUUGGCAAUCCUGGCGCUCCAAGAGCAACAGCCGCAGGAGGAGCAGGAACGACGACGGAAACGCAAGAACCCAACGUGGACGCGAGGACAGCAAGGCUGUUCGACUUUGACAAUGUUUCCGGUGCCUCCUCUGGCGGAAGCGGCUUCGUGGAUCCGACGGAAAGAGCGGUGAGGGCAGCACGAGCAGCGAGGGAUUUCCUGGGCUGGAAGAGCGAUCAGCGCCAACUGAACGCUGAGGGAGGUGAUAACGCCCAGCAGCAAUUGCAGCCAUCCGCGGGUGGUGCAAUGGGCGGCGGGUUUUCGUUCAGCCGUGGUGUUGGCUGGUUGAUUGGCGAUGGGGAGAGUCGAUAG
Molecule: messenger RNA, 3186 nt
Organism: Sporisorium graminicola
Lineage: Eukaryota; Fungi; Basidiomycota; Ustilaginomycetes; Ustilaginales; Ustilaginaceae
Exons: 1
Coding region: 1-3186 (1061 amino acids)
Biological process (GO): retrograde vesicle-mediated transport, Golgi to endoplasmic reticulum
Cellular component (GO): endoplasmic reticulum membrane; Dsl1/NZR complex
Molecular function (GO): SNARE binding
Source: RefSeq, a predicted model, not a curated record